AAUCCCAAAAUGUUGUUCUUUAAGGUCCUCAAUUAAUUAAUCUGUCAAUACACAGACAUAUGUGCAGUCAUGAACGUUAAGUCAUCAUUAAAAAGGUUUUUAUCAUCACAUCUGCUGCUGCAAAUGUUUAUAGCUCAUUAUUAAAGGAUUGCUGUGAUCAGAUCUGCAGUUUUACAUGUUUAUAAGUCAUUAAUAAUGGGGUUUAAUGAUCAAGUGUGCAGUUAUGGAUAUUAAAAAGAUCAUUAAUAUGCUCCCUGCAAUAUUAAGUCUGCAGAUAUGAAGGAUUGUAAUACAGAGACUGUGUUAAUUAAUAACAAGCAGAAGAAAUGUUGGGUUUGAAAAUGUUUUUGUGUCGUUAAGUCUGCAAAGACAGAUUUCCCAACCUGGCAACCCAGAAGUUGCUCCUGUUGAUGGAUUUCAACUGAUCUGUGAACCACAAGUAAGUGAUUUAUUAAACAUUAAUGGAGGAGGAGCACCGAGAAACGCACACUUGGUUGCUGUGGAGACGGAAAAAUCAGAAACCAGCCGCUCAUGUAACAGAUGAUGAUACAGCCGCUGCUCAGGGACAGCAGGAGAAACCAUCAUCAUCAUCAUCAUCAGGAGGAGGAAGAGGAGGAGGAGGAGGAAGAGGCGACAGGAUCCAUCUACGUUUCCUGAACGCACGCGCACACCCAGCUGUCGAGGAGCUGAGAUGACUUAUUGGCGGCGGAGUUCUGGAAGGUGUGUCAGUCACUGCUGUCGCUCAGUGUGUGUGUGUGAGAGGGAGUGUGUGUGUGUGUGUGUGUGUGUGUGUGUGUGUGUGUGCAGUAGGAAGACGCUGAGAGAGAGAGCGAGAGCGAGAGAGAGAGAGAGAGAGAGAGCGGAGGGAGGGGGAGAAGUUUCCUCUCCUCUCGUGGCGCACGCUCCGCCGCUCGCUCACUUCAGACGAUGGCACGUCCGUGUCCGCGUGCAGCGCCGUCGCGUCCGGAGCUCCGCAGCUUCCAGCACAUCUGAACCGCGGCGACACUCACCAUGGCUGAAUUUGGAGGGAACAAGAGCGCCGUCGGUCCACCGGUUGCUGGCUGGAAAGCUGCGUCAGGAGGAGCCGGAGUGAGCCUGGAGGCGCACCGAGGGGAGCCGGUGUCGAACGGGAACUGCAGCGUGUCAGACACCGUGAAGAGGGUCCAGAACGAAUCCGGCUGCGAGUCCCCGACGUGGGAGGGCUCGGGCUCGGACUCAGCCUCCAAAGCGAUCCCUCGACGCAGCAGUCUGAUCAAGGACGGGUCACGUGCCGGUCGGGAGAGGAAGAAGACGGUGUCCUUCAGCAGCAGCCUGUCAGAGAAGAAGAUCAGCAGUGCUGCAGACUGUAUUCACUCCAUGGUCGAGGGGAGCGAGCUGAAGAAAGUCAGAACCAACUCCCGUGUUUACCAGCGUUACUACCUGCUGGACACGGGCCUCCAGGCGCUGUGCUGGGAGCCGUCCAAGAAGGAGUCGGACAAAGCUCGCAUCUCUCUCGCCUCCAUUCGAGAGGUACGGACAGGUCGCAACACAGAAACCUUCCGCACCAGCGGCGUUUAUGAGCAGAUUUCAGAGGACUGUGCGUUCUCCAUCAUCUACGGGGAGGUGUAUGAAAGCUUGGACCUGGUGGCCAACUCUGCUGAGGUGGCUAACAUAUGGGUGACUGGCCUGAGGUAUCUGAAGCAAUACGGGAAACAUGCGCUGGACAUGCUGGCCAGCAGUCAGGACAGCCUUCGACACGUGUGGCUGGAGCAGUUGUUCUCCUCUGCAGCUGAUGCAGACGGACAAAAAGACGCUGAUGAAGGGAUCCGCUUGCAGUCAGCUGUUAGUUUGAUACAGAGCGUGAACCCCGGGGUGAACAGCGGGAAAGUGGAACACAGGUUUAAAGAGCUUCAAAGAGUUAGGGAGAGGAUGUGUGGGCUAACCCUAGACAAUGGAUCUGGAGUGAAAGAUCUCGGCGAAAACAAAAGACUAAUAGGAAGGAACGAGCGCGUCACCAAGCAGGAGUUCAUUGAGGUCUUUCAUGACUUCUGCACGCGUCCGGAGAUCUACUUCCUGUUGGUGCAGUUCUCCAGCAACAAGGAGUUCCUGGACACCAAAGACCUGAUGAGGUUUCUUGAGGCUGAGCAGGGCAUGGCUCAAGUGAGUGAGGAAACGAGUCUGAAGCUCAUCCAGUCCCACGAGCCGUCUGAGGAGGGCCGGCAGCAGGGAUACCUGUCGCUGGAUGGCUUCACCAGUUACCUCACUUCGGCAGAGUGCCACCUCUUCGAGAGAGAGCAUGACAUCGUGUGCCAGGACAUGUCCCAACCUUUGUCUCAUUACUACAUCAACUCCUCCCACAACACCUACCUCAUCGAGGACCAGUUUCGAGGUCCAUCCGACAUCUCCGGCUACAUCCGCGCCCUCAAGAUGGGCUGUCGAUGUGUGGAGGUGGAUGUGUGGGACGGCCCUGACGAGGAACCCGUUGUGUGUACCGGACACAGCCUCUCCCCACCACUGGCCUGGCGUUGUGUGUUAGAAGCAAUUGGAAAAUAUGCAUUCGUGGCAUCGGAGUAUCCAUUAAUUGUAUGUAUUGAGAACCAUUGUUCACAUCAGCAGCAGAAAGUGAUGUGGCAACAUCUCGUGAGGAUACUCGGGGAUAGGAUACACACAGAUCCCCCAGACGAAGGGGAGUCGUACCUACCCUCGCCCGAUGCCCUCAGGCACCGAAUCCUGCUUAAAGGUAAAAAGCUGGGCUCAGGUUCUGAUGCGGAGGACGGGGAGGUGAGUGAGGAGGAUGAAGGAGCAGAGAUGUGUCAGCGGUUAAAAGCAGCGAACAGUGGAGGGACCGCUCCCGGAGGAAACGAGAAAGACACAGUACAGAAAAGUGUCUCUUUCACAGGGGUCACUCAGUCAAAUCCUCUUCAGCUUCCUCCCAAACGCUUCCAACUCUUGAAGGAGCUCUCAGACCUCGUAACUCUUUGCUGCUCGAUCCGCUUCACUGACUUUCAGACAUCAUCCGAAAAGCAAAAAUCUUGGGAGCUGUGUUCCUUUCAUGAAACUCUGGCUUUGCGUCUUGCAAGCGAAAGCCCCGGUGACUUUGUAAAUCACAACAAGCAUUUCCUGUCGCGGGUGUACCCCAGCCCCAUGCGCAUUGACUCAAGCAACAUGAACCCUCAGGACCUGUGGAAGUGCGGCUGCCAGAUUGUGUCUAUGAAUUUUCAAACAGCAGGACUAAUGAUGGAUCUGAACACAGCCUGGUUCCGGCAGAACGGGAGCUGUGGGUAUGUCCUGCGGCCGGCCAUCAUGCGGCAGGAGGUGUCUUAUUUCAGUGCCGACACCAGAGACACGGUGCCUGGUGUGUCUCCGCAGCUGUUGCAUGUGAAGGUGAUAAGCGGCCAGAACCUGCCCAAGCCGAGGGGUUCUGGGGCCAAAGGAAACGUGGUGGACCCCUACGUGUACGUCGAGAUCCACGGCAUCCCGGCCGACUGCACCGAGCGCCGCACCAGGACGGUGACCCAGAAUGGGGACAAUCCAAUCUUUGACGAGAGCUUUGAGUUCCAGAUCAACCUGCCUGAGCUCGCCAUGGUGCGCUUUGUGGUGCUGGACGAUGACUUCAUCGGGGAUGAGUUCAUAGGUCAGUAUACCAUCCCUCUGGAGUGUCUUCAGCCGGGCUACCGACACGUACCGCUGCAGUCCCUGACCGGGGAGGAGCUUCCCCACGCCAAGCUGUUUGUCCACGUGGCUCUCACCAAUCGGAGAGGAGGGGGGAAGCCUCACAAAAGAGGCCUGUCGGUGCGGAAGGCCCGCAAGGGGAGGGACUACACGGCGCUGAGGGACCUGGGAGUCCGAGCUGUAGACGAUGUUUUUAAGAUGGCUGCUCCUCAGCUGAGAGAAGCUACCGACCUGAGGGAAAACAUGCAGAACUCAGUGGCAGUGUUCAGGGAGCUGUGCGGCGUGUCCGUGGUGGCUAACCUCAUGCAGUGUGUGCUAGCUCUGGGCUCCAGGGUGUCAGGACCAGACGGGGUGCCUUUGCUACUGUUUGACCUCCGGGACCACUACCCCACCCUGGAGCCACAGGGGCCCCUGCCCGAUGUCCUUCGCCGGGUCGUCUCCACCUACGAUAUGAUGGUCCAGGCGAGCAGAGCUGUGAUCGAGCACUCCGAUGGAAUCCACGACAAGAUCCUGCAUAUACAGACAAUGGCCAUGGAGUUUCAUGAGAAGCUGCAGAGUCUGGCGGCGAAGGAAGGGCUGAAAGGUCGCAAGGUCAGCCGAGCGCUGGAGAGUUUCAGCUGGAACAUCACCAUCCUUAAGGGUCAGGCCGACCUGCUGAAGCACGCCAAAGCUGAAGUGCAGGAGAACAUGAAGCAGGUCCACGAUGCUGCUUUGACUGGAAACCUCACCAAGGAGCGUGCAGGAGUGAGAAGAGUCCGCUCCCAAACACGACGAGGUCAGGACGACAGACCCACCUAGAGCGCCAGGGGACCGUCAGCGUAGCGAUCAAAUGCUCAACAAAUGAGAGAGGACGCGACCAAAUUGCCAGUGUAGCUGCUGCGACAAACCCUUUUCAUGUCAUUAGAACUGUCUGACGUCGUACUCCACCUUAGAUGCAGACUUUAUGAGACCUAGAACGAGUGCGGUGCUUUUUAAGAGCAAAGAACAGAAGAGUUGAAUGUAAAAGUCUUCAGAUUGCAGCCACUGUCCACCCACCUGCUGCAGACAACCCUCGAGAGCUGUCCCAGUCAGCGCCCUGUAGAAGGUUAAUGGCACCGCGGAGAUGAAUGUAGUUAGAUUUAAAGCCAAGGUUCAGUUUAUACUGUAUCACCCUGUAAAUACAACAAGUGUCUAUUAACUUCUUCUUAUGUGCAAUGUGUCUCGAAGACGGAGGGAAAAUAUGUUUUAUCUGGCACAGUCUGGGAUGACUCAGCUCUGCCAGAAGAUGUUCAAAGCCCUUUGAAAACCGUUGAAAUGCUGCCACCUCCACAUGUCGGCAGCUUAUGUUUCACAAAGCUACUGUCAGGCAACGUCAAGUAAGGACUCACAUCACGAUCGGGUAAAUGAAACACACUUUUCUUUAGUAUUCAAACGAGAGCCAAGCAGAAAUCUGAGGAUGCUUUAGGUCUUCUAACGUUAUAUAUCUUGGUGAAGCCCCAUCAGUCGCUCUCCUGCUUACUUCCAUCAAGCAUCUGUAGGUACUGGAUCGCUGCUCUCCAGUCAGUCACCUUGAGGUCCUUCGUCUUUGCCAUAAAAUCUUCCACAAGUAUUGUUGACUCGCAGACAGUGUUCUAUAUUUUUGUAUUUUCCGGAAGACCUUGUGCUGAUUAAACCACUGUUACCCGCCACAGCGACCAUACAUGUACUGUAAAUGUCUGCCUCUAGGGAACAAAUACUGUUAUGUUGUAAGUGCUUACUUUGUGUGCAAAACAAAACAAAACAAAACAAAACAUACACUGUACAGUAUUUUAAUAUGUAAUUCUAUCCUUUUGCUGUAAAGAGUAUUUUAUAUAAGUUAUUGAUCCUGAAAGAAACAUUCCAGAUCCGUGUUAUCGGUGCAGUAGACGAGGCUCGACCUGCUCAGCUCUGUAUGAGGUUGCAGUUCAUGAUUACCUUCCUUCAUAGUCGGUAUGGAAAUAAACUAGUUUUUAAUGACUGAU
Acanthopagrus latus (yellowfin seabream) is the source of this 5630-nucleotide messenger RNA. RefSeq names its product inactive phospholipase C-like protein 2. Gene Ontology annotation, biological process: lipid metabolic process; intracellular signal transduction. The transcript is spliced from 12 exons. NCBI's taxonomy places the organism in Eukaryota, Metazoa, Chordata, Actinopteri, Spariformes, Sparidae. The record is from RefSeq and is a predicted model, not a curated record. Gene Ontology annotation, molecular function: phosphatidylinositol-4,5-bisphosphate phospholipase C activity. Bases 1012 to 4449 code for a protein of 1145 amino acids.